AUGGGUCAUCAACCCCAAGUCCACCGUGCCACUAACGAGACCCUGGCCUCUCCAAGGCCCGAGGCCAACCAGGAUGUUAAUUUCAUCGAGCCCAAUUCUGAUACACGUCCUUCUUCGAUCCCCUCUCCCUCUCCGUCAUCUCGAGGGAUUCUUCAAGAGCUUUUAGCCGAUCAAGUUCAUAACAAGAGUCUUGCUUGGAACUCAUCUCGAAGGGAGAACAACCAAAGCCAGCAAUUGUACUUGAAGACCGGUCCUAUCAAGCUGCCCGCAAAGACGAUCCCAUCUCGAGGGCCACGGCGCUCACUCAUUGAUUCUGACAGCUUCGAACUCCUCGAUGCGGUUCCUGAAGAAUCAAUUGAAUCCAGCGACUUUGAUACUGCACCCAGUGGGCCUUCAGCUUUGACUUCAUACAAGCUACACUCUCAAGGUCAGUUUGAAUGGCUCGUGGCGUUUCCAGUGCCAGCGAGUACCACCAAGGACCACGGCUCUUUCGACGACAGUGAGAACGAUCACCACGAAGUCGAGAUCGCGGUUCAUGGCUGCACUUUGCUGUCACGACGUCCGGGCCCCGCCGGCAAUUCUAAAGCUGACGUCUUCAACCUUCUAGCCACACCAUUGAUUGCUGAGGAGUAUAUGGCUUUAGGAUUUGAUCCUUCUCAAGCCAAGAUGGCACUCCCUCCCCCUCCAGCAUAUGAGCUUCACCAGAAUGUCCCACUUAAGGUUCCCGAGGUCAUCGAGACGGUAGAGCCUGUUUCGCCUUCUCUUACUUUGAUUAGUGAGAGAGGCAGUAGUUACGCAGGUUCCUCUAGGACCGGAUCCUUCUCGGUGCCCCGAAUCGAGGACUCUUUCGAGGAACUUGAUAAACUCGAGGAUGAGCUCGAGGCUAUCAAGGCUUUCACCCAGCCACAACGCAUUCCUGUGCCUGAGAAUCCUGUGCCCAGCAAUAAACAUCUCGAACCACCCUCCACGAGUAAGAAGCCGACCGUUUCAAAGAGGGCAUCAGUUAUCGGCAUGUCCUCCACAGUUCGCAUCAAACAGACCGAGCGACCACAGCUUCCUCUUCGACGAUCAACCUCUCUGGUAUUUAGAGACAAGAAGCAGGACGACGCCGACAACACCCCGGAUUUGAAACCACAGACUGCACGCGGAAAGCUGACCAACUCUCACUCUGCACCAUUGAAAGCGCCUGUCAAGUCUACGAAGCCUCCUACUGUCCCCAAAUUUGAGCUUCCUGGUGAGGCUGUCUCUCGACGCCUGAAGGAACAGCGCGAGGCUCGUCGAGCCCAACAGGCUGAGGCUCAGAAAGCUUAUGCGCCUCCUCCGAGACCAAAGUCUAGUAAACCACUUACGAAGCCGAACUUCGAGCUUCCAGGGGAGGCGAUCUCUCGCCGUAAGCGUGAAGAGCGUGAGGCCAAGCUCAAGGCACAAGAAGAAGAGGAACAAAAGAAGCGGGAGUUCAAGGCGAGGCCUGUGCGUCAUAGUUUAAUGCCUGGUAGCAUUCCGCGAGAAACGAUUACCAGUCUUGCUCGACAAGGCAAGCUCCCGCAAGACGAUGUAACUAAGACAUCAGCCUCAACUAAAGCAAAGCGGAUGUCAAUGCAGGGCCCAAGACCACCCACCCUGUCAGAGGCUCCGGUUACCCAGAGUCGAGGUCGCCUUUCCACUGCUACAUCACGAGAAGAUCUUAGCCGGGCUACCUCAACUUCUACAGGAAGCGGCGGUGGAAAGCGAACUACACUCACUGCAGAAGAGGCUUACCAACUGAGGCUUCGUGGGAAGGAGAUUUUUCAGCGAGAUAACACAAGCUUCACACAAGACAGGGAGCGUGAGAGACGCGAACGUGAAGAAGCAACACGCCUUGCUCGCGAGCAGGCUGCGGAGCGCUCUAGAAUUGCGAGCCGGGUAUGGGCAGAGAAGAAACGACGCAAGGAGUUGGCCAUCCUGGAGUCCCUGAAGGGACACUGA
Molecule: messenger RNA, 1965 nt
Organism: Fusarium tjaetaba
Lineage: Eukaryota; Fungi; Ascomycota; Sordariomycetes; Hypocreales; Nectriaceae
Exons: 2
Coding region: 1-1965 (654 amino acids)
Source: RefSeq, a predicted model, not a curated record